Messenger RNA from Fraxinus pennsylvanica, 1446 nucleotides. Lineage: Eukaryota; Viridiplantae; Streptophyta; Magnoliopsida; Lamiales; Oleaceae. The record is from the annotation of a GenBank genome assembly.
AUGUCUUCUCUAGAUCAAUAUUUUUGGGAUAAUGCUAUAUGUGCAUCUCCCGCAAAGUUUCGAAGAAUAAUCACACGCUCAUUUUCCUCUGGGGAUUAUUUGAACUGUAUCCGGAUAAUCCAGCACCGAGUGAGGGAAAAUGGCUUAUGGUUCAAAGUGCACGUUGCAUUCCCUGGCAAUUCUUGUUUUUGGUCGGUUUCUGAUAAAUACUUUUACAACAUCGAUUUCCCUCGAGGUCAUAUUGGUCUCAAGAGUUUUGACGCUGAAGUAAUUGAUGAGGCAGGGAAUUCCAUUCCCCUCCACGAAACCUAUCUCCACCAUUGGCUUUUUGUAAGAUAUUAUCAACGUAAACAUAAUAGUUCUGAUGUUGCAAAGCACCAUGGUGAUCUGGGGCUCCAUGGGCAUGAUUUUGUUGUUGUAAAGAAUAGUGGAGUGUGUGACUAUGGCCUUAUACAAUAUUUCGGCCUUGGAUCUGAGACUCGAAGAACAUCCACAUAUGUACCAGAUCCUUAUGGAAUUCAGAUUGGAAAUCCAGAAGAUAUCCCUUCUGGUUUUGAGGAGAGAUGGAUGCUCAAUGUGCAUGCAAUUGAUUCUCGGGGUGUGGAAGAUAGGAUGGGAUGCACUGAGUGCCGGUGUGAUUUGUAUAAUGUCACAGUAGAUGACUAUGACCAACCCUUGCCACCUGAUUAUAAUGGUGGCUUGAGAUGUUGUUAUGAUGAAACGAGAUGUCGGAUGAGACAAGGGUUUAAAGGUGUGACGAGAAGUCUCUACUUGAAGUACACUGUCAAGUAUGUUGAUUGGUAUACCUCUAUUGUGCCUGUAAAAAUCUAUAUCCUUGAUGUCACUGAUAUUUGGACAACAGCAGAUGAAUCCAGAGGGAUAAAGUCUAGACAUAGAUGCCAGAUUGAGUAUGAAGUUCCGUCUUGUGCUGUUGACGCGGGUAAUGAUUAUUGUACUCAUACCAAAAGUCUACGUGUAAGUUUGCCGACUGGUGGCGAUGUCGUCUAUGGUGUUGCACACCAGCAUGCUGGCGGUAUUGGUUCAGCUCUUUAUGGGGAGGAUGGAAGAGUGAUAUGCUCGUCAAAUCCAAUGUAUGGAGAAGGAAACGAGCCUGGAAAUGAGGCAGGUUACAUUGUGGGAAUGUCUACAUGUUACCCUCUACCUGGCUCUGUCAAGAUAUCUUCUGGGGAGACGCUAACUCUUGUAUCCAACUAUAGCAAUGCACGGAGACAUACAGGAGUCAUGGGGCUCUUCUACAUCUUGGUCGCAGGCUCAUCACCACCAAACACAGUAGUGCAUGCUCCAGCAGAAGUACACCAGACAUGGAUGAUACCAUUAUCUGUUUGGGGUGUUGCGCUGUUUGGAGGUGCAAUCAUUCUGGUUAUUAUUUCUGCAUUCCGAUAUAGGAUCAGAAAAGAGGAAGGCUAUGAAGCUAUAGUCAUGUGA